Molecule: messenger RNA, 525 nt
Organism: Apis florea (little honeybee)
Lineage: Eukaryota; Metazoa; Arthropoda; Insecta; Hymenoptera; Apidae
Gene: Rpb12
Product: DNA-directed RNA polymerases I, II, and III subunit Rpb12
Biological process (GO): DNA-templated transcription
Cellular component (GO): RNA polymerase III complex; RNA polymerase I complex; RNA polymerase II, core complex
Molecular function (GO): DNA binding; zinc ion binding
Source: RefSeq, a predicted model, not a curated record
UCAUAACACAAUAAUAUUGCUGUAUACAUAAUACCUGUUUUACUACUAAAUUAUUUAUUUGACACUAUAAACAUUCUACUCCUGUUAACUAUUAUGUUAAAAAAUUGUCAUAAAGGAUAACUUUUUUAUACUUGUCUUGUGUUUGCUCAAAUAAGUUACCAAUCAGAAACAAAGAUAGAAUCACGUGGUUUAGUGAAUAGUAUGUCGUAUAACAGUAUGUUGUUAUAUUUGUAGUCAAAAAAUUUAUUAAAAAUAUAAAAACUUCUUUUGCGAACAAAUCACAAAUAGAAAGCUUAUAAAAAUGGAAUCCAGCAAGUCAGAAUCAACUCCAAAACAAGCUAUGGUAUAUAUUUGUGGAGAAUGUCACCAUGAUAAUGAAAUACGACCAAGAGAUCCUAUUCGAUGCAGAGAAUGUGGAUAUAGAAUCAUGUACAAAAAACGAACUAAAAGACUUGUUGUAUUUGAUGCACGAUAAAUAUAAGGAUUAAAUAAUUUUAAUAAAAUAAUACACACAAUUAUAGUAAA